AUGACGGCAUUCGUGAUCCACCAUUACACCAUCAGUCAGGACGAGGCAGUCUUCCCCGAACCACAGAUCUUCAAACCUGAACGAUGGUUACGGGAUGGGAGGGAAAGGCCUCGCCCGUUCGGCUCCAUUCCGUUCGGGUUCGGGAUCAGAGGGUGUGUCGGUCGACGCAUCGCUGAACUAGAGAUGCACCUAGCUCUGGCGAGGAUAAUAAAGCAGUUUGAAGUGAAGCUGGAUGCCAGUGUCGGAGAGGUCAAAGCAGUCAAUCGCAUCGUCCUUGUUGCAGACAGACCUGUGAAUUUUCAUUUUCUGGAGCGAAAACACGUGUCCUGUUAAAGUCAUGAAGUCAUGUAUCCUGUAAACAAUGUUGAUGGUCUAAAUAUCUCUCAGACACUUUUGCCUCAUGCCUAUAAUGGCAUGCCUUUAUCAAACUUGCUCCAAAGCCACUAAGCUUGUCUGCCAAACCCCACACUAGUCAAAAAGCAUCUACUCUACAUUAGCAUGGCUUUCCAUUCAAUCUUAGAGUGUCUGUGGGGAUUUGUGCCCAUUCAGUUGAAAGAAAAUUAUAGGGUAGGGCAGUGCUG
Trichomycterus rosablanca is the source of this 581-nucleotide messenger RNA. RefSeq names its product sterol 26-hydroxylase, mitochondrial-like. Gene Ontology annotation, cellular component: mitochondrial inner membrane. Gene Ontology annotation, biological process: glucocorticoid biosynthetic process; cholesterol metabolic process; cellular response to peptide hormone stimulus. Gene Ontology annotation, molecular function: iron ion binding; oxidoreductase activity, acting on paired donors, with incorporation or reduction of molecular oxygen; heme binding. The record is from RefSeq and is a predicted model, not a curated record. The coding region runs from base 1 to 333 and encodes 110 amino acids. NCBI's taxonomy places the organism in Eukaryota, Metazoa, Chordata, Actinopteri, Siluriformes, Trichomycteridae. The transcript has 2 exons.